CUAUCAUACAAAGGUGAAUAAUUCCUACAUUUUGACAUUCGCAAACAAGCCUCAGAAUUUUAUAAAAUGUCAAAAUAUUAGAAAAUUUUUAAAAAUUAUCAGGUUAAAUUUAGUAGUUGGAAAACAUACUUUUUUUUUAAAUUUUCUCUGACUUGAAAUCUAUAAAUAUGGCUUCCAAUUCUGAUCAAAAGAAUGGAAAUUUUAUUUGUGGAGUGGUUGAAGGAUUUUAUGGUCGUCCUUGGACUACUGAACAAAGAAAGGAUCUUUUUAGAAAAUUAAAAAAAUGGGGAAUGUGUUCCUAUGUUUAUGCCCCUAAAGACGAUUACAAACAUCGUGCCUACUGGAGAGAACUAUAUACAGUUGAGGAAGCGGAAAAUUUGUUGGGAUUAAUAACUGCGGCUAAAGAGCAGGGUAUUGCAUUUUAUUAUGCCCUUUCGCCGGGCUUAGAUAUGUCAUAUAGUUCAGCAAAAGAAGUUCAAACACUGAAAAGAAAAUUGGAACAAGUUUCGCAAUUUGGCUGUGAAGCAUUUGCUCUAUUAUUUGAUGAUAUAGAAUCAGAAUUAUCGAAAGCGGACAAGGAAAUUUUUCAGACUUUUGCAAAUGCACAAGUUUCUGUAACAAAUGAAAUUUUUUCACAUUUAAAUAGUCCACGCUUUUUAUUUUGCCCAACCCAGUAUUGUAGUUCUAGAGCAGUUCCCACAGUGGCGGACUCCGAGUAUUUAAAUACUAUAGGUUCCAAACUUUAUCCAGAAAUAGAUAUUUUGUGGACCGGAAACAAAGUUAUUUCAAAAACUUUUAGCGUUCAAGAAAUUCAAGAAAUUACAGAAGUACUGAGGCGCCCGCCAGUUAUAUGGGAUAAUUUACAUGCAAACGAUUACGAUCAGAAACGAGUUUUCUUAGGUCCAUAUUCGGGAAGAUCACCGGAACUGAUUCCACUUUUACGAGGAGUUCUAACAAACCCAAAUUGCGAAUUUCAUGCCAAUACCAUCGCAAUUCAUACCUUGGCUUCGUGGUCAAAAUGUAGUGCAGAUACAAAAAUAAAUAAUUCUAUCUCUGCAGACAUUAAACUUGAAACUGAAAACGAUGACGGAGUAAAUAAUGGAGACAUACCCAGUUGCUUAUCGGAGAAUAUUUAUCAUCCAAGAGUUGCGUUAAAAAAUGCAAUUCUAGAAUGGUUACCAGAAUUUUCAGUUCAAAAAGAUGCUUGGGGACCUAUUACAAAGCCCCAGCCACCAGUGACAAUGGUUAUGCCGAUUUUACCCAUAAUACCAUCUAUAAAUACCUGUAUGAGUUUAACUACAACUACAACAACUACUGCGACUUCUAAUUCAUCUAAAGUCCCGGAAGUUAAUACAACACAAUUGCAAGCUUUGGCAGAUGUGUGCUGUAAUACUGCAACUGUAACAAAUGUGCCCUCAAUAUCAAAUACAGUAAUGAAUUCAUUAGUUUCUGCGACAAAAAUAGUAACGAAUGAUGAUAUUCCAAACCAUAUUGCUGCGUCAACUGUUACUCAUAUGGAAAUCCCAAAAAAAAUGCCCAUAUCAAGUAUUCCAGUUCCAAUAAUGUCUUUAAAAAAUCAUGAUGAAAAAUCAAAUGAUUCUACAAAGUCAGAAAAUGAUGUCGAAUUAGAAGAAGUAGACGAGGAAAAAAAAAUUAAUGAAAAAAAUAAUGAAAAUAAUGCUAAUGAAGAAGAAACAAUAGAAAAUUCUGAACUAGAAAAGUCUAACAUAGAAGAAGAUGUACCAAUUGUGGAAAUCACUAAUACUAUAAAUCUGAAAAACGAAAUUGUAGAAGAAAAAUCAGAUGCUGGAGAAAGACUAAUACCCAAGAAUGACAACAAUAUGGUCGACGAGAAUUUGUCACCCAUUAGCGUUGCAGAACCUAUGGAAUGUGGUUCAAGCUUAGCUUCACAAAUAUCUCCUAAAGAUUCUGGUAAACCUGCUUCCGAUGACGUGGUAAUGUCCGAAACCGUUUCGACAAAUUCAGCUGGAAGCAUGCAAGUUGAAAGUACGGAAUCUUUGAUUUUUUCUCACACUGAAGUUUCGGAUGAUAUCGGUUCCAAAAAUAUAUCUAUUGAAGAUAUCUACCUGCUCUGCGAUUUAUUUUACUUACCAUUUGAACAUGGGGGUAGAGGUCUUCAAAUUUUAAAUGAAUUUAAUUGGCUAAAAACCCAUGCCCAUGUUCUAUUACAUUCCAGUAAAAAAAAUCAAGACAAUUCAAAACCUGAAGUCCAAGAAUGGAUGGAGCGUUCUGAGAAAUUUUACGAUACUUCCAAAACAGUUAUGGACCUGUUAAAAAAAAUUGCCAAAUGUCCCAACAAGGAAUUAUCUUACGAUUUAUAUUCUUAUGUAUGGGAUAUGGCUUGUGUCACAACCCUUUUGAAUGCUUUUAUAAAAUGGAUAGCAUUGGGCCAUUUUCCAGCCAAUAUAAACUCAUACAUCACCGGAAGCUACACGUGGUUCAGUAAAGGCUGGAAAGAAGCUUUUAUGUCUGGAGAUCAGGAACCAUGGGUUUUUCGAGGUGGCUUAACUGCCGAUUUACAACGUUUGAUUCCAAUUGAUGGUGGUAAUGAUUUAUUUAUAUAUAAAUUACCAGAUGUGCCCCUCUCGACUAUAUAUACCAUACGACCAUAUACGCCAAUGGAUGAAGGUCAGAUUUAUGACGUUUAUAAAAAGCUAUCUUUUGAUUCGUCUAUUACACUGCCUGAAAAUCUUUCUGAUAUAUUCGUUGAUCGAGAAAUAGGAGCAUUCCUUACAUUAAAUCCAGAAUUAUGUAUGGUUGUACAAAAUUCUGAGAAUGAAAUCAUAGGUUUCGCUUGUGCCACGUUAGACUCACGUAUAUUUUAUCGUAACCAAGAGAUAUGUUGGAUUCCAGAAAUGCGGGAAAAGUAUCCUUUGAAUUUAUUGGAAAACGAAGAUUUGCACGAAAAUAUCAAAGAUGUUAUAAAUUAUUUUCAUAAUUAUAAACACAAUUGUCCGCAAGAUGUUCUCAAUUCUCAUCCAUCCAUUUUAAGGUGUUGUUUACAACGCGAUGAUCUAUUGAUUGAUCAAUCAAUUGCUAAACGGGUAAUAACGGUAUUAUUAGCUGCAUUACGAUCAAAUGGUUCAUUUGGCGUCCAUAUUUGUUUAAAUACGAGCACUCUCAAUAGUAUCAAUCAAGCAUCAACGAAAUUCAACAAUAGUGAUAGUAAUAAUGAUGAUAUUACUGACGGAAACAGUUCAUGCCGUGUUGCUAAUAUAUCUGAUAAUAGUACAGAUACUACAUCAAUUAAUUUAACUGGACAUAACAAAAUUGGAUUUUAUACGAGAUUAGGUUUUACAGAAAUCUACCGUGAUACUAUUAACUCAUGUUUGUAUUUGGGUAGAAAUUUUUAGCAUAAAAAUA
This is a messenger RNA of Condylostylus longicornis, 3384 nucleotides long. RefSeq names its product protein O-GlcNAcase (gene Oga). Lineage: Eukaryota; Metazoa; Arthropoda; Insecta; Diptera; Dolichopodidae. Gene Ontology annotation, molecular function: beta-N-acetylglucosaminidase activity. The transcript is spliced from 13 exons. The coding region runs from base 168 to 3374 and encodes 1068 amino acids. The record is from RefSeq and is a predicted model, not a curated record. Gene Ontology annotation, biological process: glycoprotein metabolic process.